Messenger RNA from Planococcus citri (citrus mealybug), 1976 nucleotides. RefSeq lists its product as uncharacterized. Lineage: Eukaryota; Metazoa; Arthropoda; Insecta; Hemiptera; Pseudococcidae. The transcript has 7 exons. The record is from RefSeq and is a predicted model, not a curated record. Bases 300 to 1388 code for a protein of 362 amino acids.
ACAGCAUCCAUUUUUGAGAAAAAUUUGAUAAUGAAGAAUUUUACUAUUUAUAGUUUUUGUUUCUGAAAUUAUUCAAUUUUGAUGAUUAAUUGCAUCAAUUUAAUUGACUAAAUCCAUCAAUUGUGACUGUGGUAAUCCACGUGAAACGUCUACGUUCAGUUAUCGCUGUUUAAUUUGAAUAUCGUAUCGAUAGACAUGUUUGUAGUUACCGGUCUUGACUCUUGAAUAGUUCUUACAAUUGUUACCUUUUUCAGGAUUAUCAUUCGUAUCUUAAAUAGUUUUACAACGAGUUUUAGAAAAUGUCUUGCAGUGUUAUGGGACGUCUCUACAGCGAUAGGAUUUCAAAAGGAUCGGAAGAAAUCCAGCCUGUAUUUGAAGGGUAUCAGCUCAUUGGUGAUAGUCAGUUCUUAAGAUUUUCUGAAAAGGUUCUGAAAGAAUCUCGUAAACGAGAAAAAGGACUUGCAUAUCUGGGAUUAUGCGUUAGUGGACAGAAAACAAAUGAGUUGUUCGAUCGAAUCAAAAGUAACUUUCAUCCUGUUUACAGUAGAGUAAUAUUGAUGAUCGGUACGAAUGACUUACUAAAAAACACGAAUAGUGUGGAAUUACGUUCAAGUUUCCAUGAAUUGAUUACCCAUUUGAUAGGCAAGAAAGGCGUUCGUGAAUUGGUAAUAUUAACUAUUCCUCCAGUUCCUCGACUUGCAUCAAGUUCUGAACACUGGAAGACAUUGAAACAAUAUAAUGAGCAUAUAUUGACUUUCAGGGAUAAAAAUGGGAUAAAAGUGAUCGAUGCGUAUGCUAAAUUUAUUAAAAGUGAUGAUUUAUCUUGUAGUCCUCUUUCAUUAUCGUCGCGUUCAUCGUUAGUAUCAAAUUCUUCCAGUCCUUCUUUUCGAAAGUCUUAUACUUUCCCUUCUUUUAGCUCUAAUUUUACCUCUAAUUUUGGAAAAAUUAGGACAAAUUUACGCAUUAUUGUUGGAGAUGAGACAGAUAGAACGAUUCUUCUUAACGAUUCUGAUUCGGACGAUGAUUCCAGAGAUGAAAAUGACGACGACUGCGGUGAUAUAUCAAUAACUACAACUCCUUCUGGUAAAAGAAGUUCGAUGGAAUAUCCCACUCCAAAUCCUAAAAGACAGACACUAGCAUCCAGAUUGUGUAACAUAGCUCAAGAUGACCAUAACGACGUUAUGUAUUACGAUGAUGAUCCAGCACGAUCAGAUCUAUCCGAAAAGAUCAACGAACAAUAUUUCGAAAAGUAUUUUGACAGCGAGUGUACUCGACAAGAUUUGAUACAUUUGAAUAUCAAAGGAUUAGUAUUAAUUGAAGAUCUAAUUCGGGAAAAGCUCAAGAUCCCCCGGAGACGCAAUUCUGAGAAAGAUUGGUGUAAUUUAUAAUUAAGUUAAUAUUAUUCUAUCGUUGUUUGUAGCAAUGAUUUGCUAUACAAUAUUUAAUUUUUGAUCAAGACAAAAAUAUUUUACAAUAAUGUGAAGAUUUAAUUUUUUGUUCCCAUCCUUUACUUACCUAUUAUAUUAUUUUUUCUUGUUUUGAUGACAUUUUUAUUAUUCAAUAGUUUGUGAUUUAGAAUCGACGAAUGACGAUUCAAUAAUUUUUUUGAUUUUAUCAAUAUUAUAGUAUUCAGAAUUUAUUUCUACGUAGCUCUUAUUUCUAAGUAUGCAAAUUCGUUCUAUUUUACUGUAAUUUGCAUGCUAUAUGAACUUGAAUAGAUUACCAUUAAAUUUUACUGUGCGUUUUAUUAGAGGACAUAAAAUAGAGUUUUCUUAGGCAAUUUUUUUGAACGAAUAAUAUGUAUAUUAUAUUUAUGUUUAAUUUUUAUUUAUUUUCACCUCGUUCGAAAACGAAAUGUGAAUAUCUAUUUUGUUGAUGAUCGAGACGAACAGUGUAAAUUGUGUAGGUACAUUUUGAUAUUUUAUAUACUUUGUACAAGAUGGUAUUUAUUUCGAAUAAAUUCGUUUAUGAAGAUU